This is a messenger RNA of Culicoides brevitarsis, 1652 nucleotides long. Its product is annotated as zinc finger protein 728-like. Gene Ontology annotation, molecular function: chromatin insulator sequence binding; zinc ion binding. The transcript is spliced from 5 exons. The record is from RefSeq and is a predicted model, not a curated record. Gene Ontology annotation, biological process: regulation of transcription by RNA polymerase II. NCBI's taxonomy places the organism in Eukaryota, Metazoa, Arthropoda, Insecta, Diptera, Ceratopogonidae. Bases 45 to 1652 code for a protein of 535 amino acids. Gene Ontology annotation, cellular component: chromosome; nucleus.
UCUUCAGUUGAUUUUCCCCGAAAAAUUUAUAAAAUUACAAAAAAAUGGGGGAAGUUUGGAUUUCUGAGACGAUUUAUUGUCGUCUCUGCUUGAAUGAGGACCAAAAUUCAACGAAUUUCAUCGAAGUCAACGAUAAAAGCUACAAAAUCAACGAAAAAAUCCAAAAAUUAUUCAAUUUUGUGUGGGAUGAAGUCGAAUUUUCUACUUUCAUUUGCAUCGAAUGCUGCCAAAAAAUCACCGACAUCGUCGAUUACGUGCAAAAAGUCGAACGGAACCAAGAAAAGCUCAAAAGGAAGCACAUCAAGAAGGAAGACGUCAAGUCCGAGACCUACAACGACGAAGAAGACAUCGAAUUUGUGGCUGAAAGUGCAGAUUACUUCCCCGAAGUCAAAUUUGAGGAUCAUGAAAGUGACGAAAAGAAAGUCCCCGUUGCGAAAAAGCUCAAAAAAUCCCCGCUCGAGGACUAUUUGUGUGAUAUUUGCUCCAAAUCGUUCAGCAAAAAGACGUAUUUAGUGAGGCACAUGCAGAAACAUCUCGCGGGCGACGCAGCAAAAGACAAAAAUUUCGAUUGUGAGUUGUGUAGCAGAUCGUUUCCGACGUUGACGGGCUUGUCGGUGCACAAGGCGCAAGGACACGAGGUUUCUGUCGACAUUUCCGAGUACCUGUUUUGCGAAUUGUGUCCCAAAACGCCGACUUUUGGGACUUUUAACGACAUGCAUGAGCAUUACAUGGCCGUGCAUCACGUGAGAGGCUAUGCGAGAUGCUGCACGAAGAAAUUUCUGACGAAACGGAGUGUGGUUUAUCAUGCUCAAGUGCAUUCGAGACCCAUGGAUUUCUUAUGUCCCGUGUGUAAAAAAAUGUUCCCGAACAAGUAUUCCUUGACAAAUCACAUGGCGCGACACAAACCUGAGGAAGAAAAGCAGUUUGAAUGUGAAAUUUGUGGAAAAAGGUUCGCUCUGGAGUACGAUAAAAAGGUUCAUCUUAAAAAUGUGCAUGAAAGAGACUCCGAAGUUGAAAAAGCUACAUGUACCGAAUGUAACAAAACAUUUGCGUCGAAACUCUCUCUGUACCUCCAUAAUCGACGAUUUCAUAUGAAUCUCGCGCUGCCAAUGUGUGAAACUUGCGGCAAACAGUGUCGAUCGAAGGCAGAUUUGCGUUCCCAUAUAAGAUCUCGCCACACAGACAUCCCAAAAACGAAAUGUGACAUCUGUGGCAAUAUGGUAAAGAACAUGAAAAAGCACUUGCAGAUCCAUGAAGAGUCAAAACUCAACAUAAAAUGUGAUAUUUGUGAUCAUAAGACGACAACUUUUAAAUAUCUGAAGCUUCAUAUGAAAAUUCACAACGAUGAAAAACCGUACGUUUGCUCAACAUGUGGCCUCUCCUUCAAACGCAAAAAAGCUCUUAACGACCACAUGAGUCUCCACAGUGGCAUCCCGCGUCAUUUUUGCAAUUAUUGCGAUCGAACAUUCAACAAUUCCGGCAACAAAUUCAAACAUAUCAAGCAAGCGCAUCCCGUGGAAGCGGAAAAAAAUCGACGAAAUCGAGGUCUGAAGGCUAUUGGACAACAACCAACGAACACGUCUGAAGUAGAACUCACCGAACCGAUUAUUAUUGCUUACGAAGUGAAUCUGGAUUCAACUCAAACAAGCUAA